This is a messenger RNA of Drosophila busckii, 399 nucleotides long. RefSeq lists its product as uncharacterized. The transcript has 4 exons. Bases 1 to 336 code for a protein of 111 amino acids. NCBI's taxonomy places the organism in Eukaryota, Metazoa, Arthropoda, Insecta, Diptera, Drosophilidae. The record is from RefSeq and is a predicted model, not a curated record.
AUGCGUUCCAUGGAAAAUGUAACUCAAUGCCUGUCGAAACUGGCGCACAGUUCAAAGCAAAGCAAAUCAAGACAAAACAACAGCCAAGCCCACCCACUCAAUAAAGAAACGAGGCUCUGCUUCAGUCUCAGCAGCGUAGAGCGAAGAGCGAUCGACCGCAAGCAAACGAAAGCGAACAGCGCUGCUCUCUUGCUAGCAAGCACAUUGUGGCUAGCAGCUGUUGGCUUAAAGGAAGCAACGCAUUCAUUCAGUGGAACCAUCGAAGCCCAAAGAGCAGAGCGGCGAGCAAGACAAAUGAAUGUGGUUCAGAUGCGCAUUGAUAGAUUAAAGAAUUGAUAGAAUUGUGUGUGUGGAAUAUUUUAUAUGCUGCUCUUUUAAUUGUUGUCAUAUGAUGGCUAA